Lathyrus oleraceus (garden pea) is the source of this 852-nucleotide messenger RNA. RefSeq names its product zinc finger A20 and AN1 domain-containing stress-associated protein 8. Gene Ontology annotation, molecular function: zinc ion binding; DNA binding. NCBI's taxonomy places the organism in Eukaryota, Viridiplantae, Streptophyta, Magnoliopsida, Fabales, Fabaceae. The record is from RefSeq and is a predicted model, not a curated record. The transcript is spliced from 2 exons. The coding region runs from base 187 to 666 and encodes 159 amino acids.
AAUUGUUCUUUCUUCCAUUAUAAAAAGGUCACAAUUAUUAUUUUUUGUUUCAUUAUCUUCGAGAUUUCUCAAAACUCAAAAUCCCUAUUUUUUCUUUUUUCAGUGAUUAACCUGAUCACACUAUCAGCACCGGUCAAAGUGAAAUCAACCACACAGGUCACAAAUUUCUUAAGUGAUCCUAAAAUAAUGGAGUCUCAUGAUGAAACAGGACGCCCCAUACUUUGUAUUAACAAUUGUGGCUUCUUUGGAAGGGCUGAAACCAUGAAUAUGUGUUCCAAAUGUUACAAAGACACCUUGUUGAAUAAGGAACAAGACAAGCUAGCAGCAGCAUCGGUUGAAAGCUUUGUGAUUGGCGGUUCAACGAAAGCGGUUGUGAAUGAUGGUGCUAUUGAUGUGGAGGUCAAGCCUGUCUGUGCUGAGAUUUCUGGAGAUUCAUCGACUAGUGAGAUUCUGGAAACCAAAGUCAAGACAGGUCCAAGCAGAUGUGGAACUUGCAGGAAGCGCGUAGGAUUAACCGGUUUCACCUGCAAAUGUGGAAACCUAUUUUGUGCAAUGCACCGAUAUUCUGACAAACAUGAUUGCCCGUAUGAUUACCAAGCUGUUGGUCGGGACGCUAUUGCUAAAUCCAACCCCGUAAUUAAGGCGGAUAAGAUCGACAAAUUCUAGGGUUGCACUAGACCGAUUCUUGUCUUGUGAUAGUAGUUAGAAAAAAACCUGCAUUGCUUGUUGAUGGGUGAUGAUGACUCACUUCACUUGUUAGCUACAUUAAGGUUUUUGUUCUGGUUGGAAUUCUUUGGAUCAUUUGUUGGUUAAUUUGCUUAUUAAUGAUAUUUACUGCUUAGUUUGUGUGUC